AUGUCUUCUUCCGAAGCAUCUCCCUUCGAAGAAUGGUCCUGCCAGCAGGUCAAGGUUGAAGAUGGGACCAUCUUUCUACGCUACGACGGGGGUGGUCCACCACCCUUACUCCUUCAUGGCGUACCUCAGCAUUCGCUCAUGUACCACACUAUAGCCCCUGCGCUCGUCUGCAAGGGUUUCUUAGUCAUUGUUCCAGACCUACCAGGGAUGGGCCAGUCCUUUCAUCGGAGCUCAGCACCACUCACCUCCAAAAAAGCAAGCGAUGCACUCUACACUGUCAUCAAAUUCCUUCGCAUCUGGCAAAUGCACAUCUUCUCCUACGACAAAGGAUACCUCGUGAAGAGUCUCAUUGUCGCAGAAUACGCGCUUCCUGGGUUCGGCCUUGAAGUCUUUCAGCAACCCAGCAAGGGCAAGACGCUAUUCGAUAGCUGGCACUUGGGGCUCUUCACGGUCCCUGAAGCGGCAGUAUUCCUUAUCAGAGGACGAGAAGAGCAGUUCCUCCUCCGGUAUUUCUGGCGCGCGGCCUACAGCGGAUUGAGCGCAAUUAAGCCGGAGCAUUUCCGGAGAUACGUUCAAGAGUGGCAGAGGCCAAGCGGUCUUGAGUCUGCCGUCGAGUUCCUCAGUGGGUCCGUCUUAGAAGACACGGAAGAGUUCAAGUCUGUUAGAGUCAAGCCGAGAAUGCUGGCAAUGGGCGGUGAGGCUAGUCUGCACAGCAGGGAGUUGCUCGAACAGUUUUGGGGGCCGAUAGGAGAGAAUGUCUUGGCCUGUGUCGUCGUUCCUAAGACAGGUCAUUGGCUGGGUGACGAGAACCCUCUGUGGGUUGCGGACUAUAUUUCUUCUUGGAUCAACGAGUCUGCAGGCGACGUGUCUGUAGCGAGUCUUGAAUGGCUGCAUCAGAAGGUUACCUUGAAUGAGGAUGCCUGAAUAACUGCUUGGUUUAUAGUAUUGUGGUAUGUUCUGCGGAGACACACUCAGUUUGACGAUGCAAGCCAACCAUUUAGGGGUUACAGUAGACUUUCCGAAAGAGGCGGGGAUUUGAUAUAGUGGACUUUAAUAUUGUUGAAGCAUGGAAUGCAAAGGAGGG
Molecule: messenger RNA, 1084 nt
Organism: Mytilinidion resinicola
Lineage: Eukaryota; Fungi; Ascomycota; Dothideomycetes; Mytilinidiales; Mytilinidiaceae
Product: putative hydrolase
Exons: 3
Coding region: 1-924 (307 amino acids)
Source: RefSeq, a predicted model, not a curated record